AUGUCGGCUUCCCCUUCCAAUCGUCGUGUCUCCCACCCCGUCUACAUUUCUGCUUGUUGGGAAGUCUCUGGCAUGAUCGCUAGCACCCUCAACGCAAACGUUGGCUAUCGCGUUGGCCAGACCGGUAUCAGCUGCGGCGGGAUCGAGGGUAACGACGCUCACGAACACCCUACACACCUUACGUCAUUCUCCGGAUCUGGCACCGCAGUCACCGUUGGCGAGAUGUACUUCGCCAAGGGCAAGUUCUUUGCACCUAACAACCCAACGCCCUCCAAUUGUGUCCAUGAAUUCAGCCAUGUCGUGCACCUCGGCAACUCAGAGGCCUUUCCCGGUGCUUUGAUCAACAACACCGCUGUGUCCUCCAUCGGUAUCAUUCUCAGCAAACGGGUUAUCCAGGAGCCUGCGCACGACGGGAAGCCUACUACAAUCUGUAUCGUGCGACACACGGAUUAUAAUCCAGUGACCGGUACGAACAUUGGAUUCCAGAUGGAGUACUGGUGCCGGCCAGUACGCAACCUCGCUAAAGUCCAGAAUCUAUUUCAGCAAGGACGGGAAAUGACUAUCAUGGGUUAUGUUACCGGUAAAGAUGUAGCCCGCCACAUGUGGCAAGUCGAUGUCUACGCGAUCUCCGUAGCCACUGGUGCCGAGUCUGUCAGCACUCCGAACGGUAAUGGUACCGCUGGAGUAGCCCAGACAACUGCCGCCGGUCGAGUGCGUCUUCCCAGGUAUACGGCGCCUGUGCCUUCCUCUUCUGGCUCUGUUGGUCCUGUCGCGUCAACUUCGAGUUCAACCGCGGACCCUCUUAACGUUGCCACUCCACAAGACGACAAUACUAACACUUUAGACAAAGCAGCUCUCCCGUCAUCGCCCAGCACCGGAGUCAGCAGCCGGGCCCAGAGCAAACGCUGCGAGUCGUACCUGUCUGUUUUGCCCGGUCACAUUACCCAAGUAGUGUCGGUACACAUGCACUCCUAUACUGGGUCAAGGCUGCAACAUCACGGAUUGAUCCCUAACAGAAUCGACAAUCAAUUCCCAGUGAUCUUACCCCGCCCUGCGUCGAUAUUUCUACGAGAAAAAAUUAUGAACGACAAAGAGAACAUCCCAUUGAGGCCUCGGGCUCCUAAACGCGCCAAACUCGGACUGGCCGUGGCAAAUCAGCAACAGAACACUGAAGAAAGCAUUAUGAAACGCUUGAGGAACGAAAUUCCGCAUCAUCUGGGGGCUAUGGACGAUGCCUGCUCAUUCUGUGGAGCUCUACACUGGAUCUCAGAACGACCAACAAGCGCGAAGGUCAACGGACCUCACGCCUACACAUCAUGCUGCCGCGGUGGAAAAAUUAAACCGCCUGUUGAUUACUUUGGUGACCACGUCGUACCAGAUUUCGUACGAGACUUGCUGACUGGCACUGACCCAGGUAUGUCUCCGGAAAACGACGACAAUCCUAACCAUACGCUGAUGCCCUGCAUGACCAGACUCGGUUGA
This is a messenger RNA of Melampsora larici-populina 98AG31, 1482 nucleotides long. RefSeq lists its product as uncharacterized. The transcript has 6 exons. The record is from RefSeq and is a predicted model, not a curated record. Lineage: Eukaryota; Fungi; Basidiomycota; Pucciniomycetes; Pucciniales; Melampsoraceae. Bases 1 to 1482 code for a protein of 493 amino acids.